This is a messenger RNA of Recurvomyces mirabilis, 1497 nucleotides long. RefSeq lists its product as uncharacterized. Lineage: Eukaryota; Fungi; Ascomycota; Dothideomycetes; Mycosphaerellales; Teratosphaeriaceae. Gene Ontology annotation, molecular function: transmembrane transporter activity. Gene Ontology annotation, biological process: transmembrane transport. The record is from RefSeq and is a predicted model, not a curated record. Bases 1 to 1497 code for a protein of 498 amino acids. Gene Ontology annotation, cellular component: membrane. The transcript has 5 exons.
AUGACGGACCUCAAGCAGGAGCAUGCAGUUCAUGUUGAACAGCCGACCACAUACGCGCCCGACGAUAAGUUGCAUCAGACAGUCACUAAUGCAUCUACCAUCGAUGGCGAUGAUCUUGAAAAGAAACAGGUCGCUGGCUUUGAUUAUUCAGGUGCCCAUGAGAAGACCGAUCCAAGGGAAAUAGCUCUAGUGAAGAAGCUGGAUCGGUGGAUCAUGCCGAUGCUAUGGAUCAUGUACUGGCUGAACUAUCUCGAUCGCAACGCAAUCGCACUCGCCCGCUUGAACGGCAUGGAAGACGACCUAGGACUUGAAGGCUCACAGUACAAUACUUGCAUCUCGACCCUCUUCGUCGGCUACAUCCUGGGCCAAGUGCCAUCCAACAUGCUUCUGACUCGCGUGCGACCUAGCUGGUACAUGGCAGGCUUCAUGGCGCUGUGGGCCAUCGUGUCAUCGAUGACGGCGCUGAGCCAGAACUUCACUGGGCUAUUGUUGACGAGAUUCUUCUUGGGAGUUACUGAGGCUCCGUACUAUCCUGGUGCUUUGUACAUUCUUAGCAUCUUCUAUACCCGUAAGGAGAUCGCUACUCGCAUUUCGAUCUUGUAUACUGGCAACAUCCUUGCAACAGCCUUUGCCGGUCUCAUCGCUGCUGGCAUCUUCAGUGGCAUGGACGGACUUGCCGGGGUGGAGGGUUGGAGAUGGCUGUUCAUCCUGCUCGGCAUCAUCACUUUCGUGAUCGCCGUGGCAUCAGCUUUCGUACUACCCAACGACCCUACACAGACCUGGUGGCUUACAAUAGAAGAGCGCGAGCUUGCCAAUGGCCGUAUAGUGUCCGACACGGUUGGUGGGAAGUCGAAGACCAGCACAGUCGCUGGCCUAAAAGAAGCCGCCUCCGAUCCCAAGGUCUGGUUGUUCGCCUUCAUGCAGCAUAUGCACCUGGCGGCGAACGGCUUCAAGAACUUCUUCCCGACCGCCGUUGAGACUCUGGGCUUCACGGACACCAUCACCCUUGUGCUUACUUGCCCACCAUAUCUCAUUGCUGGUUUCAUCAGCAUUGCCUGGUCAUGGUCUAGUGGACGCUUCAACGAGCGUACAUGGCAUAUUACCGCGGCUAAAGCCGUAGCCGUCUUUGGAUUCGUCCUUGGCUGUGCAACGCUCAACACUGGAGCCAGGUACUUCUCGAUGUGUGUCUUCGCCAUCGGUACAUAUGCUGUCAAUAGUAUCAUCUUAGGCUGGGUCAGCAGCACAUGCGGGCAGACGAAGGAGAAGAAAGCCAGUGCUCUGGCGAUCGUCAACACUAUUGCCAAUGCAAGCUUCAUUUGGACUCCCUACCUCUGGCCAAAGUCGGACGCGCCACGGUAUGCUAUCGCGAUGGCGUCGAGUGCCGGUUUUUCGAUCGCUGCCGCUGGCGCUGCUUGGGUCAUGAAGGUGUGGUUGAAGAAGCUGAACAACAGGCUGAGGCAGACUGAAGACGAGACGAUCUUGCGAUACGCUUACUGA